Gregarina niphandrodes is the source of this 510-nucleotide messenger RNA. RefSeq names its product protein serine/threonine kinase catalytic domain protein. The record is from RefSeq and is a predicted model, not a curated record. The coding region runs from base 1 to 510 and encodes 169 amino acids. The transcript has a single exon. Gene Ontology annotation, cellular component: nucleus; cAMP-dependent protein kinase complex. Gene Ontology annotation, molecular function: cAMP-dependent protein kinase activity; ATP binding. Gene Ontology annotation, biological process: peptidyl-serine phosphorylation. Lineage: Eukaryota; Apicomplexa; Conoidasida; Eugregarinorida; Gregarinidae.
AUGACGGACUUUGGGUUCAGCAAGGUAGUGGAGGACCGAACGUGGACAUUAUGUGGUACCCCUGAGUAUUUAGCACCAGAAAUUAUACAAAGCAAAGGCCACGGGAAAUCGGUUGAUUGGUGGGCGCUUGGUAUUCUAAUUUAUGAGAUGUUAGUAGGAGGUCCGCCCUUCUUUGAUGAUGAUCCAAUGAAAAUAUAUAGAAAAGUAAUGGACGGCCAUGUGGAAUACCCGGAGUUCAUUGAUUCGCGUGCCAAGGAUUUAAUUCGCAAAUUACUUACUCAUGAUAGAUCUAAACGAUACGGCUGUCUAAAACAUGGGGCUGAGGAUGUCAAACGGCACAAAUUCUUCAGGAAUAUAUCUUGGAUCGACUGCUACGAAAGAAGGAUCCCUGCGCCUUAUAUUCCAAAAGUCGCAUCGUCUGAUGAUGUCAGCAUGUUCGACUAUUACUCAGAAAACGAUGAAGGUAAUCACCAUACACUCCCUUCCCUUAAUCUCACUAUCUUCAGCUGA